AUGGCUCCGCGAAAGUCCUCCUCCAAGUCAGUCAGGUCGCAUCGGUCGACGUUGUCGCUGCAAAAGACCGAGAUCGUCAUCCAUGUCUAUGACCUCUUGCCGCCGGGCAGGUUUUCCUCGUUUCUAUGGGCCAUCGGCACAUCCCUAUUACACAGCGGCGUCGUUAUCAACGGCAGAGAAUAUGCAUACGGCGGGCACGAUAAGAGAGGCGUCACCGGUGUGUAUUGGACGAAGCCCAAGACCUUACCACCGGGCGGAACAUUCAAGCACGAGAUCCUCCAGGGUUUCACAUUGUCACCACAGAACGAGAUCGAUGCAAUCAUACACGAGGUUUCACAGGAAUUCCAGGGCACAUCAUACAACCUCCUUACCAAGAAUUGUAACCACUUUACGGCGUACCUCUGCCAGAGGUUAACAGGAAGGCCUGGACCCGGAUGGCUGAAUCGAGCUGCGAGCAUCGGAGUUGCGCUUCCGUGUAUCGUACCGAGAGACUGGAUCGAGCCCCCGGAAUACGACACUGCCGAUGGCGAACUGCUUGACGAGAAUUCCGAUGAGAGGUCUAGAAUGCUACGGACAUCCAGCGAGCGACCGAGGCUUGUCGAUCUUCGAGGUAAGGACAACGACGCCGCAGCCUUGAAUCUUGAUGAAGGGAGUUCUGAGGAUGAGAAUCGCGAGGAAGAGAGGAGGAGGCGCCAGCAGCAUCAGCAUCAGCUGCAUCAACAGCAGCAGCAGCAGCAGCAGCGGUAG
Diaporthe amygdali is the source of this 747-nucleotide messenger RNA. RefSeq lists its product as uncharacterized. Lineage: Eukaryota; Fungi; Ascomycota; Sordariomycetes; Diaporthales; Diaporthaceae. The record is from RefSeq and is a predicted model, not a curated record. The coding region runs from base 1 to 747 and encodes 248 amino acids. Gene Ontology annotation, biological process: protein deubiquitination. The transcript has 2 exons. Gene Ontology annotation, molecular function: deubiquitinase activity.